GUCAUGCACGCGAGCUGACGGGGAUCCACAAAGUCCAUGAGGCUGGAGCCAACGUGGCCACGGCCCGUUCCGUUCCGUUCCUCGCAGCCGGCCGAGUCCGUCCCCAGUCCCCACGGCCACACCACUGCGCGCAAGUACGCCACCGAAACCCUCCGCCGCCCGAACCCUAGCCAAUGCAACCAAUCUGAUCCGCGACCUCGCGAUCGAUCGAUUGAUCCUCUCGCGGCGAUCCAUGGAGGGAAUCCGCUGCGCUCUGGAGGAAGCGUCACAGCAGGAGGGGCCUGAUGCAGAGCUGAAGGUAACUGAGCGCGGCCGCCCCGUGGAAGCGGAGGAGGAUGGGCAAGAGGAGGAGCACAACGGCGGCGGCGCGGAGGAAAAGGAGAAAGACGGCGGCGGAGGCGGCGCCGUAGGGAGGCGGACAGCGACGACGACGUGGGCGGCUGGGACCAGAACGCGAGCUGUGCCUGCCGUUCAUCGGGUCAUGGGAUCCGCCGGUGCACCAAGGAGGAAGCGGAGGAGAUAGCCUCGUCAGCCGAAGAACGGAACCGUCAGCUGAUGAGAGAAUGGUGCGAAAUGGCUGAGGCUAACAGCAGCAGCAGCACUCCCCAUCUGCCUGCGUUCCCUCUGUCUGUUCUUCCGGAGGUGACUACGUGGUGCGUCUCCAAACACGAGUGCUACCACCGGGAGUACUGGACCGAGAUCACCUCCGAAACCGCGGCGGACCAUCCCUACUUCAAGCCCUGCGAGAUGAUGCAGGUCUUCUCCCUCAGGUUAUCGACUCCCGCGGAUCAUCCUGCCGACGUCUACGGGACCUUCUCCGUUCGUGACGGCUGGGAGCCGCUCCCCAACUACCUGUUCAAGCGACCAAGAGAUGAUCCGGCCAGGGUUCCGGAGGGCUGCUCGUUCCUGCCGCUUCGCAGCCCCUGCCGCGGGAUGUACGUGCUGCAGUACGUCUUGCUAGACGUGGAUCUCUGGAUGAAACAGGAAAGGGACGGAUCCGCUGACAAGCUGCUGUUUCGUGGGUACGUUGAAUUAAUUGAACGCCAUUCUGCAAGGAUACCGAUCGAAGCUGCGCGGACGGAUCCAUGGCGAUCGUCAUGGCAUCGACAUUCACUAUGCUUUUCUCCCUAACGGCAUCGAGACUGUCAUUCAGGUGCUCGCUGAAACUGGACGUCUGUCGUCAGGUAUGAAAUUCAGUGCGUCGACCAGAGGUUUCGCCGAUGAUGUGGUUUCGCUGUGCGAUGGCACCUUUUGUGGAACCGGGACAGUGUUCGAGCACUUCAUGGAUGUGGAUAAGCGACAGGAACUGCGUAUCGUUCUGGAAAUGGAUGGCUCGCAGUAUAGAUGGGCUUUCAAGGCAGGAGUCGGAGUCCUUGCAGCGCCUCAGCACCCGGUCCCUGGUUUUUCUCAGUAUUUUGCCAUGAAUGUAUCCUUUAGAACAAGGGGCAAAGCAGUGUCAGGAUGGCAGUGGAGCUGCAUCUGCUAUGUACUAUCCACCAAGGCGUAUCUCUAGGGUGUAGGGUGUACUAUCCACCAU
This is a messenger RNA of Panicum hallii, 1537 nucleotides long. RefSeq lists its product as uncharacterized. Bases 556 to 1131 code for a protein of 191 amino acids. The transcript has a single exon. The record is from RefSeq and is a predicted model, not a curated record. NCBI's taxonomy places the organism in Eukaryota, Viridiplantae, Streptophyta, Magnoliopsida, Poales, Poaceae.